Molecule: messenger RNA, 1619 nt
Organism: Rhinichthys klamathensis goyatoka
Lineage: Eukaryota; Metazoa; Chordata; Actinopteri; Cypriniformes; Leuciscidae
Exons: 5
Coding region: 1-1131 (376 amino acids)
Molecular function (GO): protein dimerization activity
Source: RefSeq, a predicted model, not a curated record
AUGGAAUCCUCCAACGUGCAGAAGGCUGAUCAUCCUGCUUUAGAGGAAUCGGUAGAAGGGAGCCCAUCAGAUCUUCCUGAAGUUGAAUUUCUUGAUGAAAGUUCAGUUGAUGAAUCUGGAAAAGAAAAUGAACCAAUGAGGAAUUGUGAGAAAUUAGAUGCUGAGGGUGGACAAUCAUCUGGACAUUCGCACAGAGAAGGAAAAUUCAUCGACCGCACCUUGUGGGUCUGUGGAUCCUCCCUCACUGUGGGACUCGUCGAGAACCCCGAGUCUCAUCCUGCCGAGCCCGAGCUCAUUCUAGCCAUACCUGGUCUUCACAUUUUGGUCCAGCCCAUUCUCAACAUCCUGCCAGAACCCUUGUAUCCAGCCAAGCCUCGCAUCAGUCCUUCAGAGCCUUCACCGCUGGUCCCGUCCAGCACAGAGCCUUCACCACUGUGUGAUUACAGAGAUGAAGCAGAUAAUGGCAAAGGAUCUAGAACAUCGAUAUAUGGAUGUGAGACCAGUUCUUUAGCAUCUGCGUUAGAUCCCAGAUUCAAAAAGCUGCCUUUUUUAAGUGAAGAGGAAAGAGAUGCAACCUUCCAGUUUCUCAUCCAUGAGGCUGCAGAAUUGAUGAUCCAGAAAAAUGACACAGUGUCACAGGUUGAAAAUGCAACGGCUCACUCAUCUGCUGACAAAACUUCUGAUGAUGAUGAUGAUGAUGAUGGCGACCCUGAAAUGAUGCCAGUGUUCCAGGCUGAAACCACUGAAGAAGAACAUGUUCCUCCUUUCAAGAAGUCAAAACCCUUUGAAGAUCUGUUUGGUGACACAUUCUGCACUGCUGACCCUAGCCAGACUGUCAAGACCCCUAAAGAGCUGGCCCAUGCUGAAGUUGUUAAGUACAGAGACACUGCAUCUUUGAACUUGGGGGGUAAGGUGUUGGAAUGGUGGAAAAGUCAUCAAACUGAGUUUCCCCUCCUGGCAAACCUUGCCAAAACAUACAUGUGCAUUCCUGGUACCAGUGUACCGUCUGAGCGCGUGUUUAGCACGGCAGGUGACAUUGUCAAUUCAGAACGCAGUGUCCUCUCUCCUGAACACGUUGAUCAGUUGAUUUUUUUAAAGAAAAACCUCUCAAAAGAGACCACUGCACUGUAGCACUUGUUUGAUUCAUAGAUCUUAUGUUGUGUGAAAGAUCAAAUGUCAGAUAAGUUUAAGUUUUAUUUUUGUAUUUUUUAUAUCAGUUUGUUUUAUUUCAUUUGGUUAUUUAACUAACUAGAGAACCUCAGUUAUUUGCACUAUUUGCACCUCAGGUACUAUUGCACAUGUUGGCACAAAAGACUGGAAGGCUUUAUUGACCAUUAUAAGCUUGAUUGAUUUUUAUCAAUCUCCCCUCCAUUAUUUAUUUUUAUUUUUGUUGUGUUGUUGUAAAUGUCCCAAUUGGGAAAGAGGGUGCAAUUUUCGAAGUGUUUAAUUAAACAUUCAUGUUAUAUAUCUUUUGGUUGCAUUUGUGAGUUAAUAGAAAUGAAACUGGUUGUGUGAAGUGGCGCAUAAUAUCUAAAUAUCGAUUAAUUGAUCGAUAUAGCAAUGAAUCGAAUCGAAUCGAAUCGUAUCAAAAAAAUUUUUGAAGGAUCGGCAAAUAUCGU